CCAAGUUUCAGUGCACAAUCGAACGGUUUGAAACGAGAAACGAAAAUAUCGACAUUUUUUUUUAGUUUUUAAAAGUUUUAAUUUUUAAGUCACACACAAAAUGCGAGGAGUUCAUCUAGUCAUAAUUUGCAUCACAAUUGCUUUUGGCACACAAAAUGCCAUGGCAGCUAGAAUUUUAGCUCUCUUUCCGACGCCAUCGUUCAGUCAUCAGCUCGUUUUUCGCGCAGUAACGCAAGCGCUUGUCGAUCAAGGGCACGAACUAGUUGUACUGACGCCAAAUCCCGUCGUCAUUCAGCCCAAUGACACACAACGUCUCGCGCGAUUGCAUCAAAUUGACGUUAGCUUCGCCUAUCAAGGGUAUUUCCAUAAGAUAAACUAUGCGGCGUCAAAGGAAGACAACAUUCCGGUAACGAGUCUCUUGAACAUGUUUACUGUCGCUCUCGAGGAAAUUAUGACGUCAGAAUUUGCACAUCCAGAAAUGCAGAAGAUUCUGAAAGAUCCCAAGUCGCAAAAGUUCGACGCUGUCAUCUCAGAGUUCAUUGGAUACACUCCAAUGUAUGCCUUUGCGAAACUUUUCAACGUUCCUUUGAUUGGAAUAACUUCUACGGAGCCAACGUAUCAUGAGCAUAGAGCGAUUGGCAAUUACAUUCAUUCUGUUAUUCAUCCGAUGAACGUUUUCCCCAACUACAAGGAUUUGGGAUUCAUUGAACGAUUUGCGAGCGUUACACUUGACUUAGUGAUGCGACUGUACUUUGAGCCGCUCGUUUAUCAGUUAUUCGAUAAUGUCAUCGAGAAGAAUUUCGGUGACGCAGUACCCAGAUCGCGUGAACUUGCACGCGAUGUUGAUCUUUUGCUACUUAAUGGACAUCCAGCUCUCGGAUAUGUGAGACCUGUUGUACCAAAUACCAUUCAAUUAGGAUUUUUGCAUAUCCAUCCUCCAAAUCCGUUAGCUGAUGAAUGGCAGAAGUAUUUGGAUAGCUCGAAGCAUGGCGUAAUUUAUUUCAGUUUUGGAACAAAUGUGAAAACGAGUAAUUUGAAAGGAGGUACUGUGGGAAUGUUCCUUGAGACAUUCAAAAAGUUGAAAUAUGAUGUUUUAUGGAAGUGCGAAAGUGAUGAUUUUGACGAUAUACCAAAGAAUGUGAAGACUACGUUAUGGGUGCCGCAACAAGAUCUUUUAGCUCAUCCAAAAGUUAAACUUUUCAUCACACAAGGAGGUCAUCAAUCCAUUGAAGAAGCUGUCGAUCGACAAGUUCCCAUGAUCAUCAUUCCAAUGAUCGUCGACCAAUUUGCCAAUUCCAAAAGGAUAGACAACAAAGGAGCAGGAAUUGCAUUAAAUUUGAAUGACAUCACAGCAGAAUCUUUUGAAAAAACGAUUUUAGAAGUAAUUGAAAAUCCAAAGUACAAAGAAAACGUCGUAACUCUCUCAAAACUAGUUAAGGAUCAACCAAUGAGCUCCAUAGAGAAAGCUGUUUGGUGGAUCGAAUACACAAUUCGUCACAAAGGCACAAAGCAUCUCCGUUAUCCGGGACUCGAUGUUCCUACUUAUCAAUACUACUACUUGGAUGUCUUUGCUGCAUACUUUUUGCUCAUCGCAUUAAUCGUGACAAUUGUACGCUUUGUGAUACGAUGGUUCAUUCGAAAACUGAAAAACAUUUUAAACAGUCAAAAACUUAAACAACAAUAAAUUGGACAUGUAAUUUCAAUUUUUUUCUCGUUAAGCAACUCAAUCACAAAAUUCUUUUGAAUGCACUUUAUUAACAAUCAACGAAAAAAAGCGAGUGUUGUUGGUCCCUGCAUGAUAUCGACAAACAAAAAAAAAACUUCAAUUUAUUCCUCAAUUAAGUGAUUAAAAAUUUAUUGUUUUGAUACGAACGUGAGUAUAACAUUCAUAUAUCUAGAAACAACAACAACAAACGAGUAGCAAUCCCCGCGCCGAAUCUUUAUUUAAAAUUCUCAUUAAAUAUUUCAUGACACUUUAAUUUACAUCAAUUUGCAUAUAAAUCAAUUUUAAAUUAAUCGAAAAAUGGAAAAAAAGGGAAUAUAAUAAAAAUAAAACAGUGGAAAAAAUGAGUGCAGGCAUGCGUUUGUAAUGAAAUUUAAAAUAUGAAAUUCUUGAAUAAAUUUUUAUGUGUUUCUGCAUUCGGCAAAAUGUCUUCGAGAAAUAAGUAAAAUAACAUUUUAAAAUGAAUCAG
Molecule: messenger RNA, 2192 nt
Organism: Culicoides brevitarsis
Lineage: Eukaryota; Metazoa; Arthropoda; Insecta; Diptera; Ceratopogonidae
Product: UDP-glucosyltransferase 2-like
Exons: 3
Coding region: 101-1684 (527 amino acids)
Molecular function (GO): UDP-glycosyltransferase activity
Source: RefSeq, a predicted model, not a curated record